Marasmius oreades (fairy-ring Marasmius) is the source of this 1935-nucleotide messenger RNA. RefSeq lists its product as uncharacterized. Gene Ontology annotation, molecular function: basic amino acid transmembrane transporter activity. Gene Ontology annotation, biological process: basic amino acid transport; transmembrane transport. NCBI's taxonomy places the organism in Eukaryota, Fungi, Basidiomycota, Agaricomycetes, Agaricales, Marasmiaceae. The coding region runs from base 352 to 1701 and encodes 449 amino acids. The transcript has 9 exons. The record is from RefSeq and is a predicted model, not a curated record. Gene Ontology annotation, cellular component: fungal-type vacuole membrane.
GCAGCUCCUACCCUCUCUCAUGGCAGACGAAACGUCUCCUCUACUCGCUGAAAACGAGUCCCCGCAGAAUAAUGGUUCAAUACACGCGCCUUCAGAUGACAAUAACAAUAAUGGCUCGGAAGUUGAAGCAGGAGAGACAGGGAAACAAACCAUAAAUCCGUUAUGGGUCGUCGCGCCAAUGAGCAUUGGAAUCUUUCUAUCCGCCAUGGAUCAAACCAUCAUCGUUGCUUGUGGGUCCACUCAGUGGCCGUCGAAAUCCACAAAAAAGCCUGAAGUCGUUUUGCAGCCUACGCCGCUAUUGGAAAUGAACUGAAGCAACUCCAAAAAACAAGUUGGAUAGCGGCUAGUUAUAUGUUGACUGUCACCGCUUUUCAACCUCUGUACGGAAAACUAAGCGACAUAUUUGGAAGAAAAACAUGUUUGCUAUUCGCAUAUUGUGUCUUUGGAAUCGGAUCUCUUUUAUGUGGUCUAUCACAAACUAUGGAUCAACUCAUAUUAUCUCGAGCGCUUGCUGGUAUUGGAGGGGGUGGUCUGCCUCCCAUCACAACCAUAAUCUUGUCCGAUGUCGUUACUCUUCGGUCGAGAGGAACCUGGCAAGGCGUUUUGAAUAUCAUCUUCUCCGUGGGCUCGAUGAUCGGUGCGCCCUUGGGAGGGUAUUUAGCAGAUACAAUCGGUUGGAGAUGGGCAUUCAUCAUGCAGUUCCCAUCUAUCAUCCUAGCCUUCAUCGCUGCCCUUCUCGCCCUCCACCUACCCCCACAUCCGACGUCAGAUUUAAAAUCCAAACUCAAACGAAUAGAUUUCGGAGGCGCUCUCUCCCUCAUCGUCUUCAUCGUCUUUUUCCUCUACGGUCUCGAACGUGGUGGGAAUAUAGGAUGGAAUGACCGUUAUACGCUCGGAGCUUUAGCUGCUUCUGGGGUAUCGUUCCUAGGGUUCGGGAUUAUUGAAAUGUCAUUAGCCAGAGAACCCUUCGCGCCAAAGAGGAUAAUCUUCAACCGAAGUUUAAUCGCCAGCUACCUCGCCAACUUCUUCGGUAUUGCGAGUCAGAUUGGCCUCAUCUUCCAAAUCUCGUUGUACGUUCAAGCGGUAUUCGAGUUUUCUGCCGCAGGUGCUGGGUCUGUGCUCUUACCUGGGAUCUUGGGAGGCGUUUCGGGGAGUGUGAUUGGGGGUUUGGUGAUUCAGAGUACGGGGAGGUAUUGGUUAGUGACUGUUGUGGCGUAUGGAUUGCAGGUUUUGGGUACUUGUGUGGUUACGUUGGGAUCUGGAGUUGUGGGUGCUUCCAUUAUUGGCAUUUGUGUUGGACUUGGGAUAGCUGGAUUUGGGAGUGGUGGAGGAACGACGACCAGUCUUGUUGCUUUGAUUUCAAACGCAGGAAAGGAAGAUCAAGCGAUAGCUACUGCAGUCUCCUAUCUCUUCCGGUCGUUGGGAUAUGUUGUCGGUCUGUCCGUCGGGAGCACCGUUCUUCAAGAUACACUCCGGAAGAUGCUCAGAAGAAGACUUGUAGGAGGUGACGUUGAUGUGGAUGAGGUUGUACGAAAAGUCCGCGAAUCUUUGGAAAACCUCGGGAAUUUAGAUUCAGAAAUGCGGGAGGUGGUGAAACGGUCGUAUGAAGAUGCAAUACAGAAUACGAUGUGGGUGUCUUUGGGACUUGCGGGGUGUGCGUUUUUGUGUUCGGUGUUUAUUAAGGAGAAGAGGUUGAAGUAGAUAUAGACGGUGGGGAGGGAAGGGAAAGGAAGAAGACCCGCAUCGGACCUGGGCUCCGAGGCGGCGUUAUACGCCGCGUUGGAGAAAAAAGGACUUGUACAAAAUCGGUUUCUUUGUAUGCAUAUGGCCUUCGGGGGUGAAAGUUGUAAGUACUGUAUGUACAUGUAUUGCGCCAACAUAGCUUUUUUACUAUCGGAGACCGCCCUCUCUCCCUUUGCUCCCUUACUACUUACC